AAUGCUGUAGAGAUCUUUGAAGGACUACUGCUGUUUUCAUCUCCAUGCAGCCAGUGCAAGAAGGAACGGACAUCAUGUCUCUGUGCCAUCGCUGGAAGAGAUGCUUCUCUCUAGGACCGGUCUGUUCAACAUCGGGCUAUAAGAAGGCGGAUGAUGAGAUGUCCGGAGCCACGUCCGCGGCGGAUCUGGACGAGGCACCAGCCCGCACCAUUUACUUGAACCAGCCCCAGCAGAGCAAGUUCCGCGACAACUGGGUCAGCACAGCCAAGUACAGUGUGGUGACAUUUCUACCUCGAUUCCUGUAUGAGCAGAUAAGAAAAGCUGCAAAUGCAUUCUUCCUCUUCAUUGCCUUAUUGCAGCAAAUUCCAGAUGUCUCUCCAACAGGAAGGUAUACCACCUUGGUGCCAUUGCUAUUUAUUUUAACAGUUGCUGGCAUCAAAGAAAUCAUAGAAGACUACAAAAGGCAUAAGGCAGACAGUGCAGUGAAUAAAAAGAAAACAAUAGUUCUAAGAAAUGGGAUGUGGCAGAACAUUAUGUGGAAAGAGGUAGCGGUAGGCGAUAUUGUGAAGGUCACCAAUGGGCAACAUCUUCCAGCAGACAUGAUCAUUAUAUCUACCAGUGAACCACAAGCCAUGUGCUAUAUUGAAACAGCUAACCUCGAUGGGGAGACGAAUCUUAAAAUACGACAGGGCUUGUCUCAAACUGCUAGUCUCCAGUCCAGGGAAGAAUUGAUGAAAGUAUCUGGGAGGAUAGAAUGUGAAGGACCCAACCGUCAUCUUUAUGACUUCACUGGAAACUUGCGCUUAGAUGGCCAAAGCCCAGUUCCUGUUGGGCCAGACCAAAUCUUGCUGAGGGGUGCACAACUGAGAAACACUCAAUGGGUCUUGGGUAUUGUUGUGUAUACAGGACAUGAUACAAAACUCAUGCAGAAUUCAACCAAAGCACCUCUGAAGAGAUCAAACGUGGAGAAAGUGACCAACAUGCAGAUCCUGGUUUUGUUCUGUAUUCUCCUGGUAAUGGCCCUUGUGAGUUCUGUAGGUGCCUUAUUAUGGAACAGAACACACGGCGAAGUCGUCUGGUACCUUGGCUCCAACAAAAUGCUGUCUGUCAACUUUGGAUACAAUCUGCUGACAUUUAUAAUCUUGUACAACAACCUUAUUCCAAUCAGCCUUCUGGUGACAUUGGAAGUUGUCAAGUUUACUCAGGCUCUUUUUAUAAAUUGGGACAUAGAUAUGUAUUACCCUGAGACAGAUACGCCUGCAAUGGCCAGAACCUCAAACCUUAAUGAGGAACUUGGGCAGGUGAAAUAUCUGUUUUCUGAUAAAACAGGCACUCUAACAUGCAAUAUCAUGAACUUUAAGAAAUGUAGUAUUGCUGGAGUGACAUACGGUCACUUUCCUGAGCUGGAAAGAGAACGCUCAUCAGAAGACUUCAGCCAACUACCUCCUUCCACGAGUGAAUCAUGUGAAUUUGAUGACCCAAGGCUGCUGCAAAACAUUGAAAAUGAUCAUCCCACAGCUGUACACAUACAGGAGUUCCUCACGCUGCUAGCCGUGUGUCAUACUGUUGUUCCUGAGAGACAAGGAAAUACAAUCAUCUACCAGGCCUCCUCUCCAGAUGAAGGGGCAUUAGUGAAAGGAGCAAAAAAACUUGGUUAUGUCUUCACAGGACGGACUCCGCAUUCAGUUAUCAUCGAUGCGCUGGGGAAGGAGAAAACCUUUGAAAUUCUUAAUGUGCUGGAGUUUUCCAGCAACAGGAAGAGAAUGUCAGUGAUUGUUCGAACUCCAGCAGGACAACUACGUCUCUACUGCAAAGGGGCUGAUAAUGUAAUUUUUGAGAGGCUAUCGAAAGAUUCCCAGUAUAUGGAGCAAACACUGUGCCAUCUUGAAUACUUCGCAACAGAAGGUCUGAGGACAUUGUGCAUUGCUUAUGCAGAUCUAUCAGAGAAGUCUUACAGAGAGUGGUUGAAUGUCUACAAUGAAUCCAGUACAGUUCUGAAAGACAGAACUCAGAAGCUGGAGGAGUGCUACGAGAUCAUUGAAAAGGAUUUGCUGCUUCUUGGAGCUACAGCCAUUGAAGACCGCCUGCAAGCAGGUGUUCCAGAAACAAUAGCCACACUAAUAAAGGCAGAAAUUAAGAUAUGGAUUUUGACGGGUGACAAACAGGAAACAGCUCUCAAUAUAGGGUACUCUUGCAGACUCAUUUCACAGAGUAUGUCUCUCAUCCUGGUCAAUGAAGAAUCACUAGAUGCAACAAGAGCCUCUCUGACUCAACACUGUACCAGUCUGGGGGAGUCGCUGGGCAAGGAAAAUGAUAUUGCCCUGAUUAUUGAUGGCCACACACUGAAGUAUGCCCUUUCAUUUGAAGUCAGGCAGAGCUUUCUAGACUUGGCACUCUCCUGUAAAGCAGUCAUUUGUUGCAGAGUAUCUCCUCUACAGAAGUCCGAAAUAGUAGACAUGGUCAAGAAACACGUCAAUGCCAUAACACUUGCCAUUGGGGAUGGUGCCAAUGACGUAGGAAUGAUCCAGACAGCUCACGUUGGAGUGGGGAUCAGUGGCAAUGAGGGCAUGCAGGCAACCAAUUGCUCGGAUUAUGCCAUUGCACAGUUUGCCUACUUGGAGAAGCUGUUGUUGGUCCAUGGUGCUUGGAGUUACAAUCGAGUUACCAAAUGCAUUCUGUAUUGCUUCUACAAAAAUGUGGUUUUGUAUAUUAUUGAGCUUUGGUUUGCUUUCGUUAAUGGAUUUUCUGGGCAGAUCUUAUUUGAGCGAUGGUGCAUUGGUCUGUAUAACGUGAUUUUCACAGCACUGCCACCCUUUACUCUGGGAAUUUUUGAAAGAUCAUGUACUCAAGAUAGCAUGCUUAGAUUUCCACAACUAUACAAAAUUACUCAAAAUGCAGAUGGUUUCAACACAAGGGUUUUCUGGGGUCACUGCAUCAAUGCCCUUAUCCAUUCCAUCAUUCUUUUCUGGUUUCCACUGAAAGUGCUGGAGCAUGAUGCAGUAUUCACAAAUGGCCAGGGAAUUGACUAUUUAUUUGUUGGAAACAUAGUUUACACUUAUGUUGUAGUCACUGUUUGUCUGAAAGCUGGCUUGGAAACAACUGCAUGGACUAGAUUCAGUCACCUGGCCGUCUGGGGAAGCAUGCUGCUCUGGCUCGUGUUCUUCGGUGUCUACUCAGCCAUCUGGCCCACGUUUCCCAUCGCACCAGACAUGCUGGGGCAGGCUGGAAUGGUGUUAAGAUGUGGAUACUUCUGGUUUGGCUUGUUUCUUGUGCCCACUGCGUGCCUUGUUAAAGAUGUGGCGUGGACAGCGGCUAAGCAUACCUACCAUAAAACUUUGCUGGAACAAGUUCAGGAGCUGGAGACGAAGACAAGAGAGCUGGGAAAAGCCAUGCUUCGUGAUAGUAAUGGAAAGAGCGUGAACGAACGUGAUCAUUUGUUAAAAAGGCUUGGCAGGAAAACUCCUCCGAGCCUUUUCCGUGCUCAUUCUGUCCAGCAAAGUAUAUCACAUGGGUAUGCAUUUUCUCAAGAAGAACACGGUGUUGUUUCCCAGUCGCAAGUUGUUCGAUCCUACGAUACAACCAAAAGGAGAACAGAAAUAGAAUAAAUGGUUUUUACUUGAUGGGUGGUGGGAAUAAUGGGAUUUGGAUCAAUGCAUCCACUGUUAACACAUUCUUGACUAGAAUUGGUGGGAGAAGCCAGAACACCAGAGAACUCAUUUCUGUGGCCUUAGCCAACAAGUUUCUGUAUUCUCCCUGCAAACCUUGAGUACAUAAUGUGGGGGGAAAUCAUUGUUUGACUUCAGUUGCAAAGCUCUGCCUAAAGUUUUGUUUAUGUUGUUAUGAAGCAUUUGACUGUGCUAUGUGAGGUGUGAAAUUAAAAACAAUGUUUUACCACUAUUUAAAACAUCAGCAUAAGGUUGUUCUGGGAGAAAAGCAGAAAAUUUAUGUUCCAUGAGAAACAAGCCUUUGCUUAAUUGGAACGGGGUGCUGAGAUUUCCUGUUUUGUUACACACAGACCAAGUGCACACGACUGCAUGCAGACUUUACUCCUUCUGGUAUUCACUGUUUACUAAUUUGGCUGAAAUUUUCAACAGACCAUUUGGUGUAAAAUUUUUGAUUGCAACACAGUUUGUAGCUAAAAAUGCUUAUUUGCCUUCUUAUGACAGAAUAACACAAGAUAGCAAACAAUUACUUAGAAUAUUUCGUACCCUCUUACAGGAUUUAUUAGGGAUCUGUCUUAGCUUUCUGAAACCCAAUUAAUAGCUUACUUACAAAGCCAAGAUGUGGAAGUCAGAGAGCUUGGCAGGGCAGCUGUCUUGAGUGCAUGGCAUUGUACACAAAGAUUAACUCAAAUAGGUGCCUCCUAACGCUUCAUGAUGUAUUUGGAUGUGCACUUCCAAUGUAGCUAGGGAUUUCCCUCCAUAAUCCCCUUCCCACUUUAAUAGUAGAACAAAACAGCGAGAACUUUAAAGGUAUAAUCUUGUCAGAUAUGAAGAUAUGCAUCCACACAGGAGGCUGAUGCUGUAACCCUAAAGAAGCAUUUCCCUGACCAGGUAGGAUAGGUUUGUGAAGAAAAGUUAGGAAGGGUUUACACACAUGUGUGCACACACAUGUACACAAACAGAGCUGGUCAUUGUGAAGAGAAGACCUGCUGUUUGUUUGUUCAGCCAAACCAGUCCCUCUUCUAGAUCUGAUCCAUCAACAGGCUUCCCAGGCUUCAGACCUAUGAGCCCUGGAAGAAAUGCUGGCUCCACAGCCUUGCUGUGCCAGUGGGACAGGCGUGCUGCUGCAUAGAUUGGAA
Molecule: messenger RNA, 4801 nt
Organism: Manacus vitellinus (golden-collared manakin)
Lineage: Eukaryota; Metazoa; Chordata; Aves; Passeriformes; Pipridae
Gene: ATP8A2
Product: ATPase phospholipid transporting 8A2
Exons: 37
Coding region: 45-3605 (1186 amino acids)
Biological process (GO): phospholipid translocation; neuron development
Cellular component (GO): plasma membrane
Molecular function (GO): ATP hydrolysis activity; ATP binding; magnesium ion binding
Source: RefSeq, a predicted model, not a curated record